GGUAUACUCAAGGUGCUGAAAUAGCAACCAUGUAAAGAGACUUGUCUCAGAGUUAAGUAUCUGCUGUGCUGGCCUGGACGUCUCUGAGAUGACAAUAGGGGGAAUGGAGAACGUGGAAGUCUUCACUUCUGAGGGCAAAGGCAGGGGUCUGAAAGCCACUAAGGAGUUCUGGGCUUCCGAUGUCAUCUUUGCUGAGCGGGCUUAUUCUGCAGUGGUUUUUGACAGCCUCACUAACUUUGUGUGCCACACCUGCUUCAAGAGACAGGAGAAACUCCAUCGCUGUGGACAGUGCAAGUUUGCCCAUUACUGUGACCGUACCUGCCAGAAGGAUGCCUGGCUGGAUCACAAGAACGAGUGCUCGGCCAUUAAGAGAUGUGGGAAAAGGCCCAAUGAAAACAUCAGGCUGGCCACGCGGAUCAUGUGGCGGGUGGAGAGAGAGGGCACCGGGCUUACAGAGGGCUGCCUGGUCUCUGUGGAUGACUUGCAGAACCACGUGGAACACUUUGGGGAGGAGGAGCAGAAGGCACUGCGGCUGGACGUGGACACUUUCUUGGAGUACUGGCCCUCUCAGAGUCAGCAGUUCAGCAUGCAGUACAUCUCGCACAUCUUUGGAGUGAUUAAUUGCAAUGGCUUCACUCUCAGCGACCAGAGAGGACUGCAAGCAGUGGGCGUGGGCAUCUUCCCCAACCUGGGUCUGGUGAACCAUGACUGUUGGCCCAACUGUACCGUCAUAUUUAACAACGGCAAUCAUGAGGCAGUGAAAUCCAUGUUUCACACCCAAAUGAGAAUUGAGCUACGAGCCCUGGGCAAGAUCUCAGAAGGAGAAGAGUUGAAGGUGUCCUACAUCGACUUUCUCAAUGUUAGCGCAGAGCGUAAAAAGCAGCUGAAGAGCCAGUAUUACUUUGACUGCACCUGUGAACACUGCCAGAAAGGACUGAAAGAUGACCUUUUCCUGGGGGUGAAAGAUGACCCGAAGCCAUCUCAGGAAGUGGUGAAGGAGAUGAUACAGUUCUCCAAGGAUACACUGGAAAAAAUUGACAAAGCUCGCUCUGAGGGUUUGUACCAUGAGGUGGUGAAAUUGUGCCGGGAGUGUCUGCAGAAGCAGGAGCCAGUGUUUGCUGACACCAACCUCUACAGGCUGCGGAUGCUAAGCAUUGUCUCAGAGAUCCUCUCGUAUCUCCAGGCCUUUGAUGAAGCAGCUGACUAUGCAAGAAGGAUGGUGGAUGGCUACAUGAAGCUCUACCAUCCCAACAAUGCCCAACUGGGCAUGGCCGUGAUGCGGGCAGGGCUGACCAAUUGGCAUGCUGGUAACAUUGAGGUGGGGCAUGGGAUGAUAUGCAAAGCCUAUGCCAUUCUCCUGGUGACACAUGGACCCUCCCACCCAAUCACCAAGGACUUAGAGGCCAUGCGGGUGCAGACGGAGUUGGAGCUGCGCAUGUUUCGCCAGAACGAGUUCAUGUACCACAAGAUGCGUGAGGCUGCCCUGAGCAACCAGCCCAUGCAGGUCAUGGCUGAACCCAGCCAAGAGCCAGCCCCAGCCCUGUUCCAUAAGAAGCAGUGA
Molecule: messenger RNA, 1561 nt
Organism: Chrysochloris asiatica (Cape golden mole)
Lineage: Eukaryota; Metazoa; Chordata; Mammalia; Afrosoricida; Chrysochloridae
Gene: SMYD1
Product: SET and MYND domain containing 1
Exons: 10
Coding region: 89-1561 (490 amino acids)
Cellular component (GO): nucleus
Molecular function (GO): protein binding; histone H3K4 methyltransferase activity
Source: RefSeq, a predicted model, not a curated record